AUGGCGCAGCCCUUCGUUAUGGCGAGACAGCCUCUUGCAGAGACUGAUAGCAAUGUGAACGUCCUGGGUGCAGCUACCACACGUAUAGAUCUGACAAAGCCUAAGCCCGGCAAAGCCACUAAACGCAAGGCUUCAGAGAUUGAAGAGCCCCAGAAUCUCCCUGAAAUCGACAGUGAUGAUCCACGCCUGCGUUACGUCACUGACAAUUGUGACCAGGUGCGGCGCAAGAUUCGCGCCUACCUUGGCUCCGGGGAGAUGAACGUCGGUGAAUUCGCCAAGGCUGUCGGAUCUAGCAAUAGGUCAUACAAUACAUUUAUGACACAGAAUGGUCCGGACAAGGGCCGUGGCUGUGAUUUCUACUUUGCGGCAUUCCGGUUCUUCAAAAAGCGUGAGUUGCAGGGCCUGAAGAUGCCGAAGAAGAAGGUCAAGAAGGCCGACGAGGACAAGAAGAACGAUGUCUCUGGUAUCCAUCUCGAUGGCGAAGAAGAGGGUGAAGUUCCGAUCUUCGAGACCUGUGACGAGGUUAGAAGGAAGAUCGAAGCCCACCUUCGGGACCCCAACGUUACUCAAGCUGGGUUCUUGCGCGAGAUCGCGAAGACGUUCCCGGAGGAGAGAAAGUUACAAGCACAAAUGUUGCAGACUUUUCUGAGUAAGAAGGGUCCUAGUGCUGGGAAUACCUCUGCGAUAUUCUACGCGUCGUAUGUCUUCUUCGAAAAGCUGCGUCUCCGGGACGGGAGGCCAAAGUCUAAGCACAGGGAGGACAUGGAGGAGAUUUAUCCCAUAGGAUUUGAUCGAAAGAGACGUGACGAUGUUUUCUUCUUACCUGCUGGAGCCUUAGAGGCUCCAUAUGAGGACAAGUACGGUCAGAUACAUUUUCUGUGACGGAUCUAGAUUCGGAUCUAGAUUUGACUAUUGAUAUGGGCGAUAUCUUGAGGCUCAUGAUGUCUAUUGUGCGUUUCUUGGAUGGACAUCUGUUCGGGUUGAGCUUUUUUUCUAUCUUUGUUGCCUUGUACAAUAUUUAUUGUGCUAGUAAUGCAUCCAAGAUUCCCAGGGUGCGUUGCAGUUGUUUAUUCUAUCAAGG
Messenger RNA from Amorphotheca resinae ATCC 22711, 1081 nucleotides. RefSeq lists its product as hypothetical. The coding region runs from base 1 to 882 and encodes 293 amino acids. The transcript has 2 exons. NCBI's taxonomy places the organism in Eukaryota, Fungi, Ascomycota, Leotiomycetes, Helotiales, Amorphothecaceae. The record is from RefSeq and is a predicted model, not a curated record.